Messenger RNA from Boeremia exigua, 3343 nucleotides. Its product is annotated as translation initiation factor-like protein IF-2. Lineage: Eukaryota; Fungi; Ascomycota; Dothideomycetes; Pleosporales; Didymellaceae. Gene Ontology annotation, molecular function: GTPase activity; GTP binding; translation initiation factor activity. Bases 111 to 3191 code for a protein of 1026 amino acids. The record is from RefSeq and is a predicted model, not a curated record. The transcript has 3 exons. Gene Ontology annotation, biological process: translational initiation.
CGCGGGCGGGAUAGAAUCGACAGGGAUGCUGUCCCGACAUAGUCGUGAUUCUAAAACUUCUGGACAAGAGCACAAGACUACGGCGUCCAUUGAACUGCAAGCCCGCCAUCAUGCGUCGCGCACAGGGGCUCCGAGUCUCUUCGACUCGCGACAUCUGCACCUUCUGCGCCACUCGACAGUUGGCCGCUGCGAACGCGCCAUCGACACAGCGGAGAUACCUGAAUUCAUCGAGUCGAGCGCUGGACGCCGAAGCGCAGCUUCAGAAACCCCACCAUGCACAUGCACCUGCUGCACGACCGCUCACGCAGGCGGAGAGGAUGCGAAGGGCGCUGGCCGCAUCAGUAGCACCACCUGCAGCCUCGCCACCAUCCUCUCACAGUGGCUACGCAUCGCCCGCGCCAAGAUUAAGAGGUAUCACAGGAUUGCAGGAGUCAAGGUCACAAAGUCCAGCGUAUCGGCAACAGGUGCAGGACCGACGCGCACCGAUUCGAAAUGUCGGGUUUGAUAGUACGGGGCGGGAUCAGAGGUCUGCCCCCAUAACUCAAAGACCAGGCCUCGAUUUCCGUUCCGAGUCAAGGCCUACGCAGCGAGAUCGCUUUAGGGUGAAUAUGAAUGCAAGGCCUCAGUUCGACAUGCCGGCCUUCGGCUCAGAGCACCUAAGAAGGAGGGACGAGCCCCAGGCCAAUCCUGUGCAAGAACAGCAGGGACUACAGGGAAAACCAGUUGUGCGUGCGGCACCGAGCAGAGGGAGGCUGGAUCAGUCCGAAUUAGACAAGCUGCUGGGCAACACCAGUCGACCUUCGAGACCAUUCCAGCCGCUCGCAAGGAACCCCAACGCGCAACGAAAGUGCUUCAACUGCGGUUCUACAGACCAUAUGAGCUCUGCUUGUCCAAACAAACCCACGUUCCGUGAAAGACCACAGCCUCAGAAAUCGACACCAAGUAGGAUGACAACGUAUCAACCAGCGCAAAGCAGCCGACCAACCACAUACCAGCCCACACAGGCCGUGAACGAGACAUUGGCAGAUGCUGCAAAUGAAUGGGCGAGCAAAAGAGGGUCUGAGCUAGAUGCAGAGGUUAAGAGCUACACGGUGGAAGAAAACCAAGACAGCAAACGCCGCGAUGCUGAGAAGGAGCGGAGACGAAGGAAAUUUGACCUAGAUGGCGAGCCAACAGAAGUACGUAAUCGCUACGAACAGCCCGAGCGCCGCAAAGGUGGCUUGCGAAACAACAGACGUGUGAUGCGAGAAGAAGAAGACGAAGGGCAAGAACGUCACGUUAACAAGAAGGAGCUGAAGCGCCUCCGUAAAGAGGCAAAGCAGGCUGCGCGGUUGGAAGCUGGACCAAUACCUAUCACCUUGCCCGAAUACAUCAGCGUUGCCAACUUAGCAGGAAUGCUAAGGUUAAGAGUGGAAGAUUUUGUCACCAAGCUGGAGGACCUUGGUUUCGAGGAUGUCCAGGCCACGCAAAUUCUCAACGCCGAGCAUGCAGGCCUAAUCGCGCAAGAGUACAAUUUCGAACCUACUUUCCAAAGCGAACAUGAAGAUGGCGAUCUCUAUCCUGCUCCUGAGCUGACCCCUGAAGAGUUAGCCGAGCUACCUAUAAGACCGCCGGUUGUCACAAUUAUGGGCCAUGUCGACCACGGAAAGACCACAAUUCUGGACUAUAUGCGCUCGACAAGCGUGGCGGCAGGCGAGUUUGGCGGCAUCACACAGCACAUUGGUGCUUUCAGCGUUCCCCUAGCCAAUGGCAAAAAGAUCACAUUCCUUGAUACACCUGGCCACUCCGCUUUUGAAACAAUGCGCGCGCGCGGUGCCAAUGUCACUGACAUUGUAGUGUUGGUAGUCGCAGCCGACGACUCCGUCAUGCCGCAGACAGUCGAAGCCAUCAAGCAUGCUGAAGCGGCGAGAGUCCCUAUAAUUGUCGCAAUCAACAAGAUCGAUAAACCGCAGGCCGAUCCUGAUGCCGUCAAGCUUGACCUUGGUCGUCAUGGCAUCGAGGUUGAAGAUUACGGCGGAGACGUGCAGGCUAUACCCGUGAGUGGCAAGACUGGAGAGGGUAUACCCGAUCUCGAAGAAGCUAUCUCGACACUAUCCGAACUGCUCGACCACCGUGCCAACUUCGAAGCCAAUGUGGAAGGCACUGUCCUCGAAGGCACGACCAAAAAGUCCGGACGUGUUGCCACUGUGCUUGUUCGUAGUGGUACGUUGCGCCAGGGCACGGUACUUGUCGCAGGAAAUACGUGGGCACGUGUCCGCACUCUCCGCAACGAAAACGGGGUUGCGCUCACAGAGGCUGGUCCGGGCAUCGCUGUUGAAGUAGACGGCUGGCGCGACCAGCCUAUUGCUGGCGACGAAGCACUGCAAGCUGCGGACGAACAGCAAGCAGCUGCCGUUUCCCAACUGCGCACCGAGAAGCUGGAGCGUGAGCAGUUGGCCAAGGAUAUGGAAGCCAUCAACAUUGCGCGCCGCGAAGAAUCCGAGCGCCGCGAGGCCGAAGAAGCCAUGAAGAAAGCCAUCGAGAGCGGUGAGGAUGUCACUGAAACCAAGAAAAAAGAUAAGGGUCCCGAGAUUGUAUCCUUCAUCAUCAAGGGCGAUGUGUCCGGCUCAGUUGAAGCGGUCAUCGACUCGGUCAGCGCGCUCGGCAACGCAGAAGUCAGCACGCGCAUCCUGCGCCACGGCGUCGGCUCCCCCAGCGAAUUCGAUGUUCAGCACGCCGCCGACGCCUCAGGCCACAUCCUCAACUUCAACACGCCCGUCUCCGCGCAAGUCGCCAAGCUUGCAGAGGAAAGGGGCGUUAUCAUCUUCAACAGCAACAUCAUCUACCGCACCGUCGAGAUGGUGCGUGACCUGCUCAGCGAGAAGCUGCCACUCGGCAUCACCCAGAAGGUCACUGGCGAGGUUGACAUCACCACCAUCUUCAACAUCGGGCUCGGCGGCCGCAAGACGAAGAAAUUCGCGGGCUCAAAGGUGCGCAACGGCCUGGUGGAGCGCGGGUCCAAGGCGCGGGUGCUCCGCGGCGACACGGUGAUCCACGAUGGUAUUCUUGAGAAUAUCAAGAGCCACAAGAAAGACGUCGAGUCUAUGCGCAAGGAUGGUGAGUGCAUCAUCUCGUUCAAGGACUGGACGGAGUUUGAGGCUGGUGAUAAGAUCCAGACUUAUGAGGAGUCGACGCACAAGAGAACGUUGUAAGAUACCAUGUUUAUAGGUACAGUUGUGGGAAGGUAUGCAUAUACCACGGCGUUGUAUGAUGUGUAGAUACUAUGAAUUAGAUACAUGUAUUAUACUAAUAUAAGACUCAAGCAAAAGGCACGCGGGUUGGUGCGCUUGGAUGCAACAGCAUC